CUUGUCCAGUGCAGAAAGAAAAAAAAAAAAUUGUUUCUCUCAGAUAUUUCUAUCUCAUUCUCCUCUCUGUUCUGCUGAUUUUCUGAAUAAAGAAGCGAAAAAAAAUCUUUUAAAGGGAAUGCAGAGAGAUGGUUGGAGUAUCGCAGGUGAAGACUAAGCUCUGUGAUCGGUUUAACCGAUCUGUCGGCGGUAGGAAUUGCCACCGGAAACACGUCGGACGGGUGAUCCAGUGACAAAAACUAUGGUCGGAGCUAAACGGGUGGAGAAUGGAUCUGACGGUUUGGCAAGUACGGGGUUGCUUCACGGCCGUUACGAGCUAGGUCGACUUCUAGGUCACGGAACGUUCGCGAAAGUGUACCACGCACGUAACGUAACCACAGGGAAAAGCGUUGCCCUAAAAGUCGUGGCCAAAGAGAAAGUGCUAAAGGCUGGUAUGGUGGAGCAGAUCAAGCGAGAGAUCUCGGUUAUGAAGAUGGUGAAGCACCCCAACAUCGUCGAGCUCCACGAGGUCAUGGCGAGCAAAACCAAGAUCUACUUCGCCAUGGAGCUCGUGCGAGGCGGCGAGCUGUUCGCCAAAGUCGCCAGAGGAAGGCUGCGGGAGGAAGAGGCGCGCGUGUAUUUCAAACAGCUGAUCUCCGCGGUUGAUUUCUGCCACAGCCGCGGGGUUUACCACCGCGAUCUCAAGCCGGAGAAUCUGUUGCUUGACGAAGAAGGCAACCUUAAAAUAACUGAUUUUGGUCUCUCUGCUUUGGCCGAGCAUUUGAGGCAAGACGGGCUUCUCCACACGACUUGUGGGACUCCGGCGUACGUCGCGCCGGAGGUUAUAUCGAAGAAAGGGUACGACGGAGCUAAGGCGGAUCUGUGGUCUUGUGGAGUUAUCCUCUUUGUGCUUCUUGCAGGCUACUUACCGUUUCGAGAUGAUAAUCUUGUGAACAUGUAUAAGAAGAUUCACAGAGGAGACUUCAAGUGCCCUGGUUGGCUCUCUUCCGAUGCGAGACGGCUCGUGACGAAGCUUAUGGAUCCGAAUCCGAAUACCCGGAUUAGUAUCGAUAAGGUUAUGGACUCACCUUGGUUCAAGAAAAGAUCCAAGGACGUGCCAAUAGUCACCACAGAAAGUGAGGUUCAAGAUCACAAGUCCAAGGAAGAGAAUGAGACGCUAAACGCCUUUCACAUAAUCGCGUUAUCCGAAGGGUUCGAUCUCUCGCCCUUGUUCGAGGAGAAGAAGAGAGAGGAGAAGAGAGAGAUGAGGUUCGUGACUUCUCGGCCGGCGAGCAGUGUGAUAACGAGUCUUGAAGAAGCGGCGAGAGUUGGGGAUAGGUUUGAUGUGAGGAAGAGUGAGAGUAGAGUGAGGAUGGAAGGGAAGCUGAAUGGUAGGAAAGGGAAGCUGGCGGUGGAGGCGGAGAUAUUCGCGGUGGCUCCGUCGUUUGUGGUUGUGGAGGUGAAGAAAGAUCAUGGGGACACUCUUGAGUACAAUAACUUUUGUAGUACGGCUCUUAGACCAGCUCUCAAGGACAUUUUCUGGACUUCUACACCUGCUUAGUUAAUAUUUAUCAGCAAUUUUGCUAAAUCUUGUGUGUUUUUAGUUCCUGUCUGAAAAAAUAUUGUUGGAUUCUAUGUGAUUCUCAAUGGGUAUCGUUUGAGUCUUUUCAUCAUCUGUGUGAUCAAAGCAGAGUGUGUUCGUGUGGUUUAA
Raphanus sativus (radish) is the source of this 1690-nucleotide messenger RNA. Its product is annotated as CBL-interacting serine/threonine-protein kinase 6. NCBI's taxonomy places the organism in Eukaryota, Viridiplantae, Streptophyta, Magnoliopsida, Brassicales, Brassicaceae. The record is from RefSeq and is a predicted model, not a curated record. Gene Ontology annotation, biological process: protein phosphorylation; signal transduction. Gene Ontology annotation, molecular function: protein kinase activity; ATP binding. Bases 242 to 1540 code for a protein of 432 amino acids. The transcript has a single exon.